Molecule: messenger RNA, 5044 nt
Organism: Rhineura floridana
Lineage: Eukaryota; Metazoa; Chordata; Lepidosauria; Squamata; Rhineuridae
Gene: RUFY2
Product: RUN and FYVE domain containing 2
Exons: 18
Coding region: 2-2035 (677 amino acids)
Cellular component (GO): cytoplasm
Molecular function (GO): metal ion binding
Source: RefSeq, a predicted model, not a curated record
GAUGCGCCUCUUUGCUCUUCCACACUUGGCAAAGUCAUUUUGCACAGCUACAAAGAAAGCAUCUCGAGUCCUCCUGCCGCCAGGGGCGCAGCUAGCGUGGUUAUGUUUCAAAGGGGCGGCGAAGGAGGACGGGGAGGGCUGGAGAAAGGCCGUGGAAAGAGCAAAGGAUGGAUCCGCGCUAAGCUGCUACGGCAGCUGCAGCUCCUCGCUGGCAAUGGCUGUGAAAGACCCCACAGCUGUUGAGCGAGCAAAUUUACUGAAUAUGGCUAAAUUGAGUAUCAAGGGACUAAUUGAAUCUGCUCUGAGUUUUGGCCGAACUCUUGAUUCUGACUAUCCACCUCUGCAACAGUUCUUUGUUGUCAUGGAGCACUGCCUGAAACAUGGCCUUAAAGUAAAGAAGUCUUUUCUUAGUUACAAUAAAACAAUAUGGGGCCCUCUGGAGCUUGUCGAGAAGUUGUACCCAGAAGCUGAGGAAAUCGCUGCUAGUGUUAGAGACUUGCCUGGUCUCAAGACACCACUAGGACGUGCUCGGGCUUGGUUACGACUGGCACUUAUGCAAAAAAAGAUGGCAGACUAUCUACGAUGCCUCAUCUUUCAAAAGGAUCUGCUUGGCGAAUUUUAUGAAUAUCAUGCACUAAUGAUGGAAGAAGAAGGAGCAGUUAUUGUUGGCUUGCUUGUUGGGUUAAAUGUAAUAGAUGCAAACCUGUGUGUAAAAGGAGAAGACUUGGAUUCACAAGUUGGUGUGAUUGAUUUCUCUAUGUAUUUAAAGAAUGAAGAUGAUAUUGAAAGCAAAGAAAGAAAUGACCAUGUUGCUGCUAUAUUGGAUCAAAAGAAUUAUGUUGAAGAAUUAAACCGACAGCUGAAUAGCACAGUCAGCAGCCUCCAUACACGCGUUGAUUCACUAGAAAAGUCAAACACUAAACUAAUUGAAGAGUUAGCAAUAGCCAAAAAUAAUAUAAUUAAACUUCAAGAAGAAAAUCAUCACUUAAGAAGUGAAAACACACUCAUUUUAAUGAAAACACACCAGCAUCUAGAGGUGAACAAAGUGGAUGCUGAAGCAGAACUUCAGACAUACAAACACUCCAGACAAAGCCUGGAUGAAAUGUACAAUGAAGCACACAGACAGCUUCGAGAAGAAUCACAGUUAAGACAAGAUAUAGAGAAUGAACUGAUGGUCCAAGUUGGUAUGAAGCAUGAAAUUGAACUUGCAAUGAAGUUGUUGGAGAAAGAUAUACAUGAAAAACAAGACACCCUGAUAAGUCUGCGGCAACAGUUGGAGGAAGUCAAAGCAAUAAAUGUAGAAAUGUACCAAAAGCUACAAGUUUCAGAUGAUGCCACGAAAGAAAAGAACGAACUCAUUGGCCGACUUGAGGAUAAAACCAGUCAGAUUACUGCAACUAUGAAGCAACUGGAGCAAAGAUUACAACAAGCAGAGAAGGCUCAAAUGGAGGCAGAGAGUGAAGACAAGAAAUUUAAACAAGACUAUAUGAGUAAAUCUGAAAGUCUACAGAAAGAAAUUGUCCAAAAGGAGAAGCAAGUUUGUCAGCUGGAAACAGAUUUGAAAAUAGAAAGAGAAUGGCGACAAACCAUGGAAGAAGACCUUAAAAAAGAAAAAGAAACAUCAUUUUCCCUGAAGACAGAGACUCAACAAAUCAUUACUCUUAAAAAAGAGUUCCUAAAAUUACAGGAAAAAAACAAGCACCUGAAAAAUCUAUGCCAUGAUCAAGAAGAAGCUCUCCAAGAACUGGCUGGCAAACUUAGCGAAUCAAAGCUUAAAAUAGAAGACAUAAAGGAAGCAAACAAAACAUUGCAGGGACAGGUCUGGCUAAAAGACAAAGAAGCUACCCACUGCAAAUUAUGUGAAAAGGAGUUUUCUCUUUCCAAAAGGAAGCAUCACUGUAGAAACUGUGGUGAAAUUUUCUGCAAUUCCUGCUCUGACAACGAACUGCCUUUGCCAUCUUCGCCAAAGCCUGUACGAGUCUGUGAUUCCUGCCAUGCCCUGCUCAUACAAAGGUGUUCUUCCAGUGUGCCAUAAGAGUAAUCUACAGAAGAUUUAUAAAAUGUCCUUACUUCACUACAAUGAGUUGUACUGUUGCUGUACAAACUCCUGCAACGUUGGCCAAUGCUUGUUAUUGUCAAAAUCAUCUAAACAUCCAAUCCUAAAUCAUUGUGCCAUUGUGAUAUUCCUGCAGUGCCAGCAUGGUCCUAUUUUGUGAGGUUCUGCUAAUGCAGCAAUUGAUCUUAAGAAUGCAUCUAUUUGUGCAAUGCACUUUAUUAAUAUUUUAAGAAUAUAGGCAGGAUGUUUUGCAUUCCAUGCAUUUGUUUUAUCACACAAGUAAACUAUUUCAAUAGCAAGUGCAGAAUAUUGUAUUUUCACCUUAUUUUUAAAAGGUUCUUAGUUUGGGGACAGGUUGGCAGUGGCCAAAGAAGCUUAGAAGUCUGAAAGGAGCUGGACGUGGCUUUAAGGGUUGAGUUGAGGUUCAGCAUCUUGUGCAGCUUUGUAUCCCUCUUACCCCCCCCCAAAAAAAACCUUCCUUUGAAUUGCUCCUUUGUUGGUGCAAAAUUAAUUGGGAAGAUUACAUUAGAAGCAAAUGGAUCUAAUUAAUAUAUUUCUGGUGACAGAAUUUGGUUUCCUUGGAUGUACAUAUGUCUAUCCCUAGAUGUAAGAAUCUAGCAAGCUAAAGCUAAAAUUCCAGCCUUUUAGUGCAGCAGUUUCAAUGUGCAUGUGGUAGAGAAGUUGGAUACACGAUGGAGAGAUUGAAGAUGUUUUGGCAGCUGGAGGAUCCAUCUUUGGAGACACCAGUCCAGAAUCACAAAGAACUUUGUCCGGGAGAUCUCUCCUUGUUUGUUGUGUGCAGGGCUUUUGAAGAAGAAUGAACAGAAGGAAGGCCAGGUGAGUGGGGUGAUUCUGAAGAGAAUAUCCUGGAUUAGGAGAUCAUGGAAUGUUUGUAGGGCGUUCAUUCCAUCCCGUUUCAACAUUCAGGGGAGAGAAUACUUGUUAGAGAUUUCUGAAAGAGGGUAUCCUGAUCUCGUGUCCAGUCAGAAUCUAGUUCCUUAGUUCUCCCCAUAACAUGAUGUAGUGCAGCAGUCACAAAAUUUAUUAAAUAAAUAUUAUAUGGAAGGGUAAAGAACACUGGCUAACUUGAUGGAUGUCUGUUUUUUUCCCCUUUACCUUGUCACAAACUGAUUGAUUGGUAACUAAAUGGCCCGAAAAACAAUACAAAUCAGUUGAGAGUUCUGUAUCUAUUUCUGCCAGGCUGCCUGGGGGUGGGAUGGGUGGAAGUGAUGAAUACGGUAAAAUUGGGGUGAUUUAAGGUAUUUGUAUUACAAAAGCUCAGAUGAUAGGAGCACUACACUUCAUACAUUAAACAAAUUUCUAAAGUCUAUGAAAUCUUAUUAAAGCAUAGUCAAGAAUACUUACACAGUAAAAUUUAAGUGCUAAUUUUAAAAAGUCUAAUUGAACAUUUGUCCCUAUAAUAUAGGUUUUAUGCAUAUCCUUAUACAUAUAGAAUUUGUACCUUGAAGCGCAUAUUAUAUCCUUAUUUGUUAACUUACAAGCAAACUGCCUAUUUUUAUGAUCCUUUGAAACAGGAAUUGACUUUAGACUACCAAGCAUAGCAAACGUAUACUAAAUUUAAUAAAACAUGUCAAGACGAGCCCUGGAUGGAAUUAUUUGUGCCAUUUUAUUUAAUUGGUACAUCUGGUGCAGCUGGAUUAUAAUUAAUUAAAAUUUUAAUGUUAUUUUGUUUCAUCGUCCAAGGUAAACCUCUGCACAAAACCAUAAUGCUUAAGUCUAAAAAGAGGACUGUUGUAAGAGGAAAUGGUGGUGGCAGCAGUCUUGUUGACUUGCAAAGGGGGCAUUUUUUGUGUCCAAUACAUGAGUACCACAACAACCCAUUUCUCACUUUGACUUUGGGAGAACUAUUCCUAUCGAAAAAUAUUUGAUAGGUGGUUUAUCUUUUCCUUGUAGGGCUUCUGCAUCUUAAGCAUAACAGGAAAUUUAACAGAUGGAUUGUACCUUCUAAUUCUGCCAUUUUCACAUUUCCUAUGCUGAAUUUUUGCUUGUCAUAGAGUUGUUAACAUACAGGGUCCCUAAAGCAGUUUCUACACCAGUGGCAACCCCUACACUUUCAAGACCGCUCAGUUUCCAUUUGGUAAAGGGAGCACAAUAAACAGAACUACAGCACUGCAAAUAAUUAUAACUAGCCACUUCCUUACUCCUCAAGCUGUGACUAGUAUACUGCUUGGUGCAGGAGAACUUGGACUAUAUUUAAUAGCUGCAAUUCAAAAGGGGAACUUUAUGCUUCAACUGUCCAACUAAGCUGUUGCAGAAGAUGCUGAGAAAUGUGUCUAGUCCCAAAGCCCGCUAUUUCCAAACAACUUACUUCCACAGUGUCUUUUAAAACUGGAAAGCAUCUACAGACAUGACUCUCUUCACAUUCUCCUGCUGCGUCUGAAAAGGUAGAUGAGAAAUGCCAUGCACUUUUUGAUGCUAGAAAACUUUCAUCUCUAUUUGACUGGAAAUGCUUCUAGUGUUUAUCAAAGUGGUAAAUUCAAAAUACAAACUAAUGGACUGCUUAAGCUAGUCUUAACUACUGGGUAUGAAAAUUAUGUAUCAGCUUUGCCUGGCAUCUGUGUAUGUUUUCAUACUCAACACCUUAAGUUUUUUCUUUUUCUACUAGCACUAGUAUGGCAGAUGUGACGUAGUGACUAUUCGCUGCAUGAUUGGGAUCUGAAUGGGCAGUUUUCUCAAGUCUGUAUAACCAACUCAUACAAUUUCAGGUAUUACAUUUGGUCAAAGAGGUAAUGAGACUGCCCAUCACUGGUAGAAACAGGCUUAGAAUUGCCUUUUUCCAACAAAACUUCAUUCCUGCACAUAGAAAUGUAGCUAUUCUCUCAGAACAGGCUUUCAGUAUCUAUGGUGCAUGUGUGCCAAGAGUUUAUUUACUAGCACAACUUUUGUAAUGUUUUAACAUGACUUUUGUAACUUUAAAUACAAAUGUUUGUAAUUUUGUGUGUUGGAAACAUUAAAUACUUGACAAUU